Molecule: messenger RNA, 2134 nt
Organism: Diospyros lotus (date-plum)
Lineage: Eukaryota; Viridiplantae; Streptophyta; Magnoliopsida; Ericales; Ebenaceae
Product: protein sym-1
Exons: 8
Coding region: 117-1025 (302 amino acids)
Cellular component (GO): cytoplasm; membrane
Source: RefSeq, a predicted model, not a curated record
UCCAGUGCGUUUGCCAUUUGCCAUUUGCCAUUUGCGAAGCACCGAGAGCUUCUCGUUGCCCGCGUUUCGAGGCAUACAAGAUUACAGCUGCCGAAACCCUUAGAACCGCAGCGAAAAUGGUGCCAAAUUCCGCGACCAUUACUCGUAUAUCUUCGCCCUUAUUCAGGUUCGCGCGCUUCUCUUCCAGGCCCCCCCACAAGCAGGUCGAAAUCCCUCCAAACCCGUUUCGGAUCAGUGGUAUCGGGAGCUCUUCUUCCUGGAAUUUCCGACCGUUGCUUCUGAAUUACAGUCGUCGUCUCGGCGUGUUUAAAGAUAUGGAUGCCGCCGACGGCCGGUAUAGAUUAUUGGAUGCUGAUUAUUUUCGAGUGUCAGCCGUUUCGGGUGGGGGUUCUGGAGGAAACGGAGGCUACGGCAGUUCCGGCGGUGGAAAUUCCGGUGGCAAAGGGGAAGGUGCUGCAGGCGAUGGCGCCCACGGCGGCGGUAGGAGUAAUUGGUCGUUUCUUUCAUGGUAUUUGACUCUUCUUGAGAAGCACCCUGUGUUGACAAAGGCCAUUACAUCUGCAUUCCUUACUUUCAUUGGAGAUUUUAUCUGUCAGGUUAUGGUUGAUCAAGUACCUUCACUAGAUGUGAAGAGGAUUUUUCUAUUCACUCUGUUGGGGCUGGUUUUGGUGGGUCCUACACUACAUUUCUGGUAUUUGUAUUUGAGUAAAUUGGUAACGUUGCCAGGAGCAUCAGGUGCUUUUUUGCGCCUUCUGCUAGACCAGUUCCUAUUUUCUCCGGCAUUCAUUGGAGUUUUCCUGUCUACAUUGGUAACACUUGAGGGGAGACCGUCACAAGUGGUGCCAAAGCUUCAGCAGGAGUGGUUUUCUGCUGUGCUUGCAAAUUGGCAGCUGUGGAUACCUUUCCAAUUUCUCAACUUUCGAUUUGUACCACAGCAAUUCCAGGUCCUUGCCGCUAAUUUUAUUGCCUUGAUAUGGAAUGUGAUUUUGUCAUAUAAAGCCCACAAAGAGGUGCUUGCAAAAUAGAUGUAGGAGUGCAGCCCCUCUAGUAAUCAGGCUUUUCAUGCUGCUGCUAAAAGAGUUUAGGUGUUGGUCGGCCCGCGAACCCAGAGACGUGCAAACUACUGUGUAAGUGUUUUGUUCUGGUAAAUGAUCCUUUAAGGUAGGUUUUGAAGGUUUGAGCAUGGGGGUAUGGGAUGAACGAUGAACGUGAUAUCACACUCACACGCCUUAUGAAUUUUGUAGAUUUUGUUUCUCCUGCUUUCCCUUCCUGUAGGGAUCCUUUGGAUUAUUCUCUAGACAGCGUAAAAGCCCACUUUGUUUUGAUCUAAAUAGUUACCAAUUUCUACUGGGAAGAUUUUCACGCAAAUGAAAAUGAAAAUGUGAGACUUGGGCCUGUUCAAUUGUAUCUUAAACAUUUUAUAUUUAUAUUUCAAAAAGAUACGUUAUUCAUUUUUAGAAAAUUUUUAAAAAAUAAAAAAUAAUGUUUAUAUAUAUAUAUAUUUUAGUAUUUAGUAAAAAUUAAAAUUAUAAAAAAUGUGUUCUACAUUUGUAUACACCCACACCCUGCCCUUGAUUUCAUAAUUUUAUAAAAGUUUAAAUUUGUUUUUUCUCCGAAUUGGGAGAGAACGAAUAGGGAAGGAGUGGUGGCUUCGUCUUUGGUUUUUGCCUUGGUAUCGCUAAAAGUAAAUUGUUUUAAGUCGUCUAUUAUUCACUGUCUGAUUUUUGGGAAGCCAAAAUAAAUAAAUAAAUAAAGAGUGAAAAGGGGUGGUCAGGUUGGAUCAAGAUGGCAGACAAAGCCAAAUCGAAGGACGAUGGCGAUGGGAGACGGGCGAUGGGUAAGGGAUGACGUACUUACUGAAGAAGAUGGGGAAGCGACAUGUAGGUGUCACACCGUCGUCAUUGAACUUUAUGAUUAUCUUGCAAGAUUAUUUUUGAUUUUUUUUCUAGGAAAAAUAAUGAAAAUUAACGAACAUUAAAAGAAAAAAGAAAAAAGAAAAAAGAAAAGGUGAGCCAAACAAAGGUGGAAUUGAUAUGCUGCUGCUGCAUGUACACAAGCAAUGAGAUUUCGGCAGGCAUCAACAGAUUCUCCUGAGCCCCCUCCCAUUGCGUCCCACUAAACCCAACCCCCUCCC